AUGUCCAGCCCAACGUUGUAUACAGCUCACGAUGGCUUUCCUGCUUAUGUCUCCGCAAGUCGUCUUCGUGCAUUCACCCAUCCCGACUUCCCGCGGCAUCUAUUCGGCAGCAGUUCGAACGACAGCGACGGCAACCACCUUCUCGACGUCCCUGUCGGGGAUGGCGAGGUGGGGCACUGGGCAAAAGUCCUGCAGGAGGUGGCACCCCCGUCAUCCACGAUAUCCUUUCCCGCAGAGCUGGACCCCCAGCGCGGGACGGAGGGCGAUCACGCGGCGGCUUGCUCGACCUUCCAAACCGCCCUGGGGGUUUUCGGGCUUCCCUCCGAGGACGCACGACGUGGGGCGAUUCACAAACUCGCGCCUUUUCCCGCGUUUAGACCGCAGGCCGUCGCGUCGCUCGCGAUGACGGCCGUUCUUAAAAUUCGACGGCAGUGGUUGCCCUACCGUCAGCAAUUUCCCGUCUAUCAACAAUGCAUGCAGCUCUUGGAUGCCGUCUUAGCCCAUGACGUGGUGGUGGUGGUGGGGGGUCCCGGCAGCGGGCGGACCCUGCAGCUGCCGAUGAUUCUUUCCGAAAAGGAGGUUUUUAAGCGUCGUCGGGUGGUGGUGGUGAGCGCGAACGCGAUGGGGGCCCGGCUCACCGUCGCGCGACUUCGCGAGGAGCGGGGAGAGGCGGGGGAUACCCGGACGGUGGCGUCCGUCCUUCCUGGGCACCCCCCCGAGGCGACGGAGGGCACGCUUCUUCUGGUCACCACCGCCGAUGUGCUUUUACGCCAACUUCUUUGCGAUCCGACUUUGAUGGACGUCGCCGUGGUUGUUUUCGACGAUAUGCACCUUCGUACGGAGGCCACGGAGCUGUGUUGUGCGUUGCUGCGCGAACGCGCCUCGCAGCUCGCCAUCGCGGAAGGGAACGCUGCCGGAGGUGGGAGGGGGUUGAGGAGGCUGCACGUCGUGCUGAACUGCCCCGAUGAGGCCUGCUCGACCGCUCUUGUCCCGUUUUUCACCUCAUCGCCGACGUGCCGCGUAACGACGUUUCUUCUUGCGUCGUCGUCCGCUUCUCCUUCGAAUUCCGCCCCGCCAGUUUUUUACCUGGAGGAAACGAUUCAAUGGCUGCACAAGUGCCGUACCGAGGGCAGUCUUCUCUGCCGAAACCCGGAGUUAGAGUUGGCCCCUUAUGUCGAAAAAGUAGACGUGGUUACGGAAGUCAUGGCCGCCACGGAUUCAGAUUUUGUAAAUGAAACGAAGUGUCGUAGCUACUGGUGCCAUAUCAUCACGCAGGCCAUUUGGCAUUACAAUCUCGCGGAAACCCAACUACAGGCAGGUGAUCGGAGGGGCCUCUUGGCGGAGACUGCCCCUCAGGCCCACGAUUUGAGUCUUAUUGUGGUUUUAACUCCUAGCUUACACUGGGCACGAAUAAUUUUAGAGGAGGUUCGUUACCAGCUUCACCAUUUGUGUACGGCGGAAUCCCCCGAAAGGACGUCGAGGCCGUCGGUCGAUCGGUUCGAGUUCCACAUCUUGACGGAGUUCGUGACGCCAUUUGAGGACUUUCUGAGCGUCGCGCGAGGGCAGCGCCCUGCUUCAAGUAGGCCAUCAAACGGGGAUUCAUUACCGACGCGAGCCGUGCUCUUCAUGACGCCAGAGCUCGCGCAAACGACGCUGCCACCGGUGUUGAAUAUUGGCCUUUUGGUAGAUUGCGCGCGGGUCAGCACCCAAUCUUUUGACAUCGCUCUGAUGUGCGACUGUUGGAGCACGGAGUACGCGAACUCGUCAAACCUGCGUUAUCGCCGAGGUGUGGUCAAGAAAAAACUGGCCUCUGACAGCGCCGAUGAAGUGGCUCCGAACUGUAUGAUUAUUCAACUGAUUCCAAAGAUGGUUUUGCAUAGCGCACAGCAUCGCCGACAGAGCGCGGAUCCAGGCCAGCAUGCCGUCUUUCAUCUAUCCUUCCAAAAGUAUCUCAGUCUCUAUCAGGUAUUGCAGGCUCGAGAAGAGGCAAUAUCCUACAGUAAGACCUUUUCUGGUCAACAGGCUACGCCGUUAUCCUCGAACCGAGGUGUUUCUCAGCAAGCCACGAUAACCGCUAAGGUCGUUCCACUCAUAUCCACGCACUUUAUUGGGGUUCCCGCGGCCUUGGCAAAUCGCUACGAACAACUACGUCGCGUUUUUUCAGUUGUUGAGAGCUAUUUAGUCGCGGCUGGGCAUCUCCAACUGUCAGGGGGAUCCGGUUUGGAGGCCAAGCAUGACAAUGAAGAGCCUGAAACCCGAUCCGACUUGUUGCCGACCGCUAAGCUGAGACCGAUGGGAAUUCUGGACAUAUCUAUGCUUUUACCCACUCCUAUUACACGGCUUUUGGUAUUCGGCUCGAUGUUUGGAUGCUUUGUAGAGGCGACUGCCGCUGCAGCGGUGUGGUUAGUAGGAGACGUGUACCAAGCCGCCGCGGAAAAUCUUAUAUCUACUAUAGAGUGUUUACCCGAGAACAAAGAGCAAAGACUGGAUGAUGAGGCGGAGUGUCGUACACUACUCAGAGAGGCCAGGAGAUUUUUUUCGUGGAACACGUUAAAUGACAUGGUAGGUAAUUUUAACAUCUAUAAGAUGUGGCUAAGUUUACGUUGCGACAAAACCGAUAGCAUCAGUGAAAAGGAGGAAGCCUUUUUGAACGAAUGCAAAGUUCCGAAGUCUUUUCUAUUAAAAAUCCUGAGUAUGCAAGCCAAUCUACAUGAACUGUUUGAUGGUCUUUUCUGGAAGACCAAUAGAGUAUCCCCAGCGGAUAAAGCCGAGCAGAUCGCACUCGUGCUAGCUCAAUUUCCCGAUGAAGUCAUCAUGAGCGGCCAUUUUCAUGUCUGCCUCACUGCCGCCCUUUACCCCAACUGCGCCCGAAUGCGGCGGUACAUCCUUGGUGCCCAAGACGGAUCCCAGGGUCUUUUUGGCGUCUUGCUCGAUUCCCCUCAUCCUCCAUCCCCAUCCGUGGGGGCCUCGGCGAUCCCGUUUCUGCGGCGCCUUGGCAUCUUUGCUGAUUCCAGCCUUCUUUCCACCCAGUGGGCGCAGGAGGCGGAGCAGGAGGCCGCGGCCCCCUCCGACCGCCCCGGCAGCGAAGCCGUCCUCAUUCGGGCGGUGGAUCGGACCUUCCUUUACUUGUCCAAGACCAUCAUCGAGCCCGGCUCGGCCUCCCCGAUGGCGGUGUUAGAGCAGGCCGUGCCGAUGUUGGAGGACGCGGUGGUGCUGGUUGGUGGGGAGACCCAGGAGCGGCCGCAGGCGGCCCCGUCCCGUUGCCGCGGCUGGAGCGUCGCCCUGACAGGGGCCUGGCGGGCCACCAAACGCGCCCGCCCCCUGCCCCCUCCCGCCCAACUUCCCCCGCUUUUCAUUCCUGUUCAGGCCUAUGACCCUUUUUCCGCCCCGACGGUCCUCCUCCGGGCUGAUUCCACGCAUCGCGUGCUCUUGCACACCACCACCGCGCGGUGGCUUCAGGGGCUGCGGGGGCACCUUCAGCAGCACUUGGGGGGGCUGGCGGUCUGGAAGGGCUGGACGGCGGACCGGGCCUCCGCCUCCGCCGCGGCGGUGGCUUCGGCCUGGGGGUGGUGGCAACAACGGCAGAAAAACGGCCCUCAGUGGCUGCACGGCGAACGACAGGCGCGGCGAUCCGCGGCGAAUGGGACCGCCGACCACCCCCUCCGCAACGAGGACGAGGGCCGGGGGCAACUGCCGAGGCUUUUGGGCUUUUACGCCUUCUCUACGCGCCCGGGCGUGCCGGAAACGGUCGUGCCGCCCGCUCUGGCGGCCACCAAACAAAAAAAGUUAGCGACGUCCUUCAAUUCUGCCCCCGAAGAGGCAUCGGUUGCGUCAUACACCGGUAAGUUCCCGAGCCCAGACGUGGAUCAGAUUGUUCGAAUGUGUGUGAAGAGCGUGGCCACCAAACGAACCCGCGAGCACGAGGCGCAGCUCCUUCGUGAUAACCCGGACCUCUUUAUCUUUCUGGACCCGGAGAACGAAUUCCAUGAGUACUAUCUCUACCUUCUUCGACAGGCCGUACCUGACAUGGAGGUCCUUGGCGAUGACUUGGAGGAGCUAGUGGAGUACCUGACGUCCUUGGAGCGCGAGCUUCGGGAGGAACUUGGGCUGCCUCCAGAGAAUCCUUCGAGGGUCUACAACGUGGGGGGAAAUUCAAAAGACAAGGGAGCCAAUGAGGAGAACGGUGAUGCGGCGAAAUAUGUAGCUACCUCGCAUCCACAAGAGCAGGAGGUGCUACUGCAUGAGAUUCCCGGGACGGAGGGCGAGGAGGAGGCCUACGCCAAUGCGUUCACGGGACUGCAGGUUGAGACGGCGGCGGUGAGUCUGCGCAAGCCUGCGGUCCCCACUCUGAGUAGUCGGGUGAAGGCAAGCAGUGGUACCAGUGCGCGGAUCAUCCCCGAUGACCCAACGAUGGCCGACCCUUUGAAUGAAGCAAAGGUCACUCAGGAUGCGAUGCUAACGACGACGACCACCACCACCGCCACUAGCACUACAGCCACCCCAGGGACGCUGCUGGAGAAGCUCAUGGCGAUGAAAACAAGCAGUACUACAAAGGGAGCGGACAGCAAUUUAGCGGUAGCCCCAGGUGAUUUGCUUCGGCCGGGAUCGACUAGUGUUCCCACAAACGCACCGGAGUCCGCCCCCGGUUCCCACAAUGCCGGUGGGGCAGUCGUCGACGCGCCACCCACCACGGCAGAGCUUAUGGAACUCUUGACCGGUGCUGGGAUUGGUGGAGCCGUUCUGGACGACUAUCUCAGUCCAGGCAACGGUAUGAUGCCUUCCUCCGUUAUGGUGAACCCGCUCAAAAAGCCGCCCCCACCCCUACCGGUGAAGGUGGUGAAUGAACGAAAGCCGAGUGUCUUGGUCUACCCGCUGCCGGACCGCCGCUACGGCAAUGUUCCCCUCAUGCUUGCCAAGGCCCUCGGUGAGACGAUGAACAUCCGCGUGGGGCCCACGACUAUCGUGGGUACCAUCGGGCGGAUUAAUGUCCCUAACAAAAAGGUUGAGACACGCGCCAUAUCGCUUAGGAAAUUCAUGUGCGUUGGAAAAAAGGUAUAUAUCUUUAAGAAUGAUCGCAUUAUCGACAAUUCCGACUCAACUGUUUAUGAACGUCAGCCGACCCGUGGGGGUCGGGGUAGUGGUAAUGGACGAGGUGCCUCUAGAGGUGGUUGGCAAUCCAACAGACAAUUCAACCCCGACGACGGUGAGGAUGUUGAUGAGCUGCAAAUGCAGGGGCAUGAGGAUCAAGGUCAAGAAUACAACUACAACACGAGUGAUUUUGUUGGUGGUACCGAUGCGGAACUCGAUCCGACCAUGGCAGGGGAUGACUAUCUAAGCUUUUUCCAGGAUAUGCCGCAGCGCCAGGAAUUGAAUCAUCCUGCAGAGCCUAGCGAGACUGACGACGCUGAGGCAAGUCCGCGCAUGCCUGCUGUUCGUAUUGGCGUGUUUUCAGAUUCUGAUGAAGAGGAAACGGACGAAAGCGAUACAUCGACUAAUUCUUCUGACAGUGAUAGCGGCACGGAAUAG
Messenger RNA from Phytomonas sp. Hart1, 5526 nucleotides. Lineage: Eukaryota; Euglenozoa; Kinetoplastea; Trypanosomatida; Trypanosomatidae. The record is from the annotation of a GenBank genome assembly.